UAAGCCGGAUAUCGCUAAAAGCUUACCACACACACUCACACACAAACACACACACACACACACACACACACACACAUACACAUACAAACAUAUUUGGAUAAUGUCAAGUUACACGCAUUUAUGCAGAUACAUAAAUUUGCAGUUGGAUAUGAGCAAAAAAGUUUCGACACGCAAAUAUCCUCACCUAUAUGCUUCAUAA
This is a messenger RNA of Enterobius vermicularis (human pinworm), 199 nucleotides long. Lineage: Eukaryota; Metazoa; Nematoda; Chromadorea; Rhabditida; Oxyuridae. The record is from the annotation of a GenBank genome assembly.